This is a messenger RNA of Ectocarpus siliculosus, 1094 nucleotides long. NCBI's taxonomy places the organism in Eukaryota, Phaeophyceae, Ectocarpales, Ectocarpaceae. The record is from the annotation of a GenBank genome assembly.
CCUCACGGGCUGUGGCGCGGUAUGGUGAUGGCGAAUGUAGCGGCAUCGUUAACGGCAGUCGCGGUUCUUUUGGCUGAUCCUGCAGCUGGAAAGGGCGCGGGCGGCAUUACCGCGGCUCAGCUCGGCAAAUCGGCGGCAGGGAUGGCCGGCCCGUCGCCGCUCAAGACCCUCGAAGAGGGACUUCCGAGGGCGGUGGCCUUGGCCCAGCUUGAGCAGGAGAUUGAGGACCUGAACGUGAUGCACAAGUUUGACCGGCGGUUAGAGCGUCUUGCGAUGGUGAUGCCGCUGACGGACCAGUUCGACCCCGGAGUGACCCACUUCGCGCACGAGCACCUGCAGGAGGGGGACAAGAUCUCUAUGCCGGCGUCUAUCCUGUCGGAGCUGAUGCGCAAGCAGGCAGAGAUCCCGUGGCAGUUCGAGCUCAAGCUCGUCCGGCGGAAGGGGCCCGGGAAAUUCGAACCGGUCGACGUACCGGCGCCUCCGAGAGCGGCGCUAACGGGCAGGGCGGAGAUGCCCCAGCUGUCGGCCGUCGCGUGCAGCAUCCUGGAUGCGCGGUCCCCGGAGCAGUUCGUGUUCAUGCCCGACUGGAUGAUGAAGGCGCUGCGCUUGCGACCCAGGGACAUCGUGUUGUACCGGCAUAAGGACCUCACCAAGGCCAGCAAGAUCGUGCUGCAGCCACACUCCAGCGCGUUCCUCAAGAUGUCCAACCACCAGGCGGUGAUGGAGACAGAGCUACGCCACUACUCGGCUAUCACCCGCGGCACGACGGUGGCGUUCCGGUACCGGAAGACGCUGUACAAGUUUAACGUGCUGGAGUGCAUCGACGCCGAUGGAAAGUCCCAGGAGGCGGUGUGCGUGCAGGACUCGGAUGUGGCAACAGACUUCCAGGCGGCACUCGAUACUCCGGCCGGGAGACGGAAACCAGGAGCGAAGGCGAAAUCUCCGGAUGAGGGGUCUUCGAAGAAGAAAUCGCGGGAACCUCUAGAGGAAGAAGAAGAGGAGGGGGAUUACGAGAGCGAGAGCGAAGAGGAGGAGGAGGGGGGCUGGGGAAGCGAUGAGUUCUGAUCGGAUUUUUGGAGUCCCCGAGUUGGUUG